Chanos chanos (milkfish) is the source of this 1194-nucleotide messenger RNA. It is a transcript of the gene snx3, whose product is annotated as sorting nexin 3. The record is from RefSeq and is a predicted model, not a curated record. Gene Ontology annotation, molecular function: phosphatidylinositol-3-phosphate binding. Lineage: Eukaryota; Metazoa; Chordata; Actinopteri; Gonorynchiformes; Chanidae. The coding region runs from base 40 to 528 and encodes 162 amino acids. Gene Ontology annotation, cellular component: retromer complex; early endosome membrane. The transcript has 4 exons. Gene Ontology annotation, biological process: late endosome to Golgi transport; endocytic recycling.
GGGAGAAAUACACGAGUGUUGAAUCUGUUCUGCGAAGAAAUGGCAGAUGCCAUUGCAGAUACGAGGAGGCUAUACAGUAAGCCUCAAAAUUUGAACGACGCGUAUGGUCCACCAAGUAACUUUCUAGAGAUUGAUGUGGGGGACCCUCAGACGGUCGGUGUCGGUCGGUCCAGAUACACCACAUAUGAGAUCAGACUGAAGACAAACCUCCCCAUCUUCAAGCUGAAGGAGUCCUGUGUUAGGAGGAGAUACAGUGACUUUGAGUGGCUGAGGGGGGAGCUGGAGAGAGAGAGCAAGGUGGUAGUCCCUCCUCUCCCAGGGAAAGCACUGAUGAGGCAGCUCCCGUUCCGUGGAGAUGACGGGAUCUUCGACGACACGUUCAUCGAGGAACGGCGGCAAGGCCUGGAGCAGUUCCUCAACAAAGUUGCUGGUCAUCCCUUGGCCCAGAACGAACGGUGUCUUCACAUGUUUCUUCAGGAUGAAACGGUGGAUAAAAACUACACCCCUUCCAAAGUCCGACAAGCCUGAAACUCACUAAAGCUUUUCCUGGUUCAAAGAAGAGAAAAAUGAUUACACCUCAUCUUAAAUAUGGCAAGACUGAAUGAAUCAUCCAAAAAAACUGUACCACUCCCAGACAAAACGGCUUCUGAGACAAACCAAUGGUCAACCAUUCCAAAACUGACACCCAUCCAAAACUAAACACUCUGAACUUAACCAACCAAUCCUGGGGAAGCAUUCUAAUAACCAGCUAGUCCUGUAAUGGCAUAUAACCAACAACCAGCCAAUCCUGAAGCAGCAUAUCAAUAACCAGCCAAUCCUGAAACAUUCAGGAAAAAAGACAUAACUGUCCAAAUGAAAAUCAACAAAGCUGAAAAGUCUUAAUGCCACAAAGUUUAACCAUUAGUCAUCCAACAAUAACAGUGGUCCCCUUGUUCUUUAACAUUGUUUUGUUUUGAUUUCUUGUGAUCAUUUCUGUCUUUUUCCUGCUUUAAUUUAAUAAUCUUGUACUCUCAAUUUAGUGCUUGUAACCACUCUCAAUUUGAGAAAACUAAGACACAUUUUUGUGUGUGUGUGUGAAUGUUGCAUUUGACAAUUAUUUAUAAUAAUCUGGAAACACCACUAACUUAGAUCAUUUUUAAUGUUCUUUUGAAUGUGUGUACCACCAUAAAACACAAAAAUAAACCAAAAAAUGAC